Messenger RNA from Peromyscus leucopus (white-footed mouse), 2234 nucleotides. RefSeq names its product component of oligomeric golgi complex 8 (gene Cog8). Gene Ontology annotation, biological process: N-terminal protein amino acid modification; peptidyl-methionine modification; intra-Golgi vesicle-mediated transport. Gene Ontology annotation, molecular function: peptide deformylase activity. The coding region runs from base 87 to 2021 and encodes 644 amino acids. NCBI's taxonomy places the organism in Eukaryota, Metazoa, Chordata, Mammalia, Rodentia, Cricetidae. The transcript has 6 exons. The record is from RefSeq and is a predicted model, not a curated record. Gene Ontology annotation, cellular component: mitochondrion; COG complex.
UCUUUCCCCCCACUGCUUCCGGUCCCAGGCGCGAAACCAGCGCCCUCCCGGGUCUGGAGAGAGGAAGUGACGGCGCUGCUGGGAGGAUGGCGGCUGCCGUGACUCUCCCGUCCUCCGGUCCGGCUUCGGCCACGGCGACAGCCACCGCCGCCGCGCUGGGGGAGGUCGAAGAUGAAGGGCUCCUGGCGUCGCUGUUCCGCGACCGCUUCCCCGAGGCCCAGUGGCGUGAGCGACCCGACGUGGGCCGCUACCUCCGGGAGCUGAGCGGCUCGGGGCUGGACCGGCUGCGCCGCGAGCCCGAGCGCUUGGCGGAGGAGCGGGCCCAGCUGCUGCAGCAGACGCGCGACCUGGCCUUCGCCAACUACAAGACGUUCAUUCGCGGGGCCGAGUGCACCGAGCGCAUCCACCGGCUCUUUGGCGACGUGGAGACGUCCCUCGGGCACCUGCUCGACCGCUUGCCCGGCUUUCAGCAGAGCUGCAGGAACUUUGUGAAGGAGGCCGAGGAGAUCAGCUCCAACCGGCGGAUGAACACCCUGACUCUAAAUCGGCACACAGAAAUCCUGGAGAUUUUAGAAAUUCCCCAGCUUAUGGACACUUGUGUCCGAAACAGCUACUAUGAAGAGGCCCUGGAGCUUGCUGCCUAUGUACGACGUCUGGAAAGGAAAUACUCCUCCAUCCCUGUCAUCCAGGGCAUUGUGAAUGAAGUGCGCCAGUCCAUGCAGCUGAUGCUAAGCCAGCUGAUCCAGCAACUGAGGACCAACAUCCAGCUCCCGGCCUGCCUGCGUGUCAUUGGCUAUCUUCGGCGCAUGGAUGUCUUCACUGAGGCUGAGCUGAGGGUGAAGUUUCUUCAGGCCCGGGAUGCUUGGCUUCGCUCCAUCCUGACUGUUAUCCCUAAUGAUGAUCCUUAUUUCCAUAUCACAAAAACCAUUGAGGCCUGCCGGGUCCACCUCUUUGAUAUCAUCACCCAGUACCGUGCCAUCUUCUCAGAUGAGGACCCCUUGCUGCCACCUGCCAUGGGAGAGUACACUGUGAAUGAGAGUGCCAUCUUCCAUGGCUGGGUGCUGCAGAAAAUCUCACAGUUCCUGCAGGUGCUAGAGACCGACCUUAACCGGGGUAUAGGUGGUCGCUUGGACUCUCUGCUGGGCCAGUGCAUGUACUUUGGGCUGUCCUUUAGCCGAGUGGGGGCUGAUUUCCGGGGCCAGUUGGCUCCUGUUUUCCAGAGGGUGGCGAUCAACACUUUCCAGAAAGCAGUUGAGGAAGCCGUGGAGAAAUUCCAGGAUGAAAUGACUUCCUACACCCUCCUCUCGGCGGCAGCCAUCCUGGGUAGCAGUAGCAUGCCUGCUGCGGUGCCAGCCGCACAGCCAGGGGCGUUGCAGCCACCGAUGGCGCUCUUGGACUUCCCGCCCCUUGCCUGCUUCCUCAACAACGUUUCGGUUGCUUUCAAUGAUCUCCGUCUCUGCUGUCCUGUGGCCCUAGCACAGGAUGUGACUCGGGCCUUGGAGGAUGGCCUUGCAAAGGUAACCAAAACAAUUCUGGCAUUCCAUCGUGCCGAAGAGGCCGCAUUCAGCAGUGGGGAGCAUGAAAUCUUUGUCCAGUUCUGCACUGCCUUCCUGGAAGACCUUGUUCCUUAUUUGAACCGCUGUCUUCAAGUCCUUUUCCCACCAGCUCAGAUAGCCCAGACUCUAGGCAUUUCACCCACCCAGCUCUCCAAGCACGGAACCCUUGGGCAUGUGAACAUCAGCGCCAUCCAGGAACCUCUCGCCUUUAUCCUGCCUAAGAGAGAGACCGUCUUCUGCCUAGAUGACCAGGAGCUAGUGCCGGACCUCGUGGUUCCAGCGCUAGAGCCUUCUGCGGAGCAGCCGGGACUGGACCCAAGAGGAGAGCCAGUGGUGUGGUCAGCAAGUGGGUGGACAGCCCGAAUCAUCCAGCAUGAGAUGGAUCAUUUGCAGGGCUGCCUGUUCAUUGACAAAAUGGACAGUGGGACAUUUACCAAUCUCCACUGGAUGGAGGUGAAUGACUGAAGCUCUCUUGCUUGACUGAGGGUCUGGAAAACUGGCCUGGAGACAUUUCAGGUUAAGAUGGGCACAUCUUUUGUGCUUCAACUCCGAAUUGGUUCCCAUCUGACAGUAAACAGUGGACUGAGAUAAAGGAAGAUGACAGAAAUGCUUGUCCUGAAAUCUGAUUUGGACAGAAUCCUGUUACAGCAUGAGUAGAAAUACACCCUUAAAGAAGGA